GGGCCAGCUAUUGCGUGUGCCGCGUGAUGACGCGCAGGUCAGGUGUUGCCUCAUAUAACAAGGGGAGCUGUCCAAGUGCUGAAAACAGAAGAGAAGCAGCGCCGCUCGGGAGGAGAUGCCCUACACCCUUUCUACUGUCUGAACUUUCUAACCAAAGGUGAUAACCUGCCUAUAAUGCUGCAUUUCCACCACAAGUUGCCCGCGGGAGGAGCCGUGGUCCUGCUCGCCCUGCUCCUCCUCGGAUGCGCCGUGGAGGCUGCGUCUCUGCCCCGCCACUACCGGCUCCGCGGCGGGGAGAGCGAUGCGCAGCCAGCGUCCUUCGCGCCCAGCUCCGACAUGAUCAAAGCCCUGGAGUACAUUGAAAACCUCAAGCAGCGAAACGGGGGUCGCGCUGAGCCCGUGGAUUAUGACGAGGUGGAGAAAUUCAAAGUCCUGCUUCAGCUCGCCUCGCAGCAGGAUGAAGGUCCCGGGGACCGCCAGCCUGCGCCCGACACGCAGAGACAGGACAUUACAGCCGAGCAGCUGAUGAAAGCCAUGCUCAAGACCCUUCAGGACCAAGCUGGGAGGGACGUGAGGCUCAGCCCCGCUUCAGAUGUCAGGAACGACCGGCGGCUGCACAGGCACCGCACCAAAGACAUGGAGAUGCCCGAGAGCGCACCUGCAGACUACAGUAACUUCCCCAGAGCUCACAAGAAGUACCCCCUGAUGUUUGAAGACGAGGAGAAUGCAGACGCCGCCAAGCGGACCACAGAGGACCUGGAUGAGCAGUACACGCCCCAGAGCCUGGCAAAUUUAAGGUCCAUCUUCGAGGAGCUGGAGAGGAUGCCCGGCCUCCAGAAGAGAAAUGAGUUUGUGGACGAUGGGGAGGAGGGGGAUGAUGCCUUCAGCCCAAGAAACCAGGCGUACGAGGAUGUGGCCGGAGGAGAGGAGUGGGUCCCCGUGGAGGAGAGGGAAGAGACUGAGGAGAUGGUGAACAGGAGCCACGAAGAAAUGGAGAGAGCCCUGAAUGACCAGGAGGAACCCGAAAGGGACGAGGUGGAACGCAGGGCCGGCCAAGACGAUGCAGAUGAUGACACCAAACUCGUAGACUACUAUCUACUGAAGGUCCUGGAGAUGAGCGACCAGACGCAGAAGAGGGACCAAACCGGGGAGCAGAAGAAACGCCUGAUCCGCCCCUCCAUCGUGGACCCCCGGACGGUGAAGGAAUUGUUGGAGCUGUCUCUGAAGCUCCAUGUCCCUCCCCAGGAUCUAAUCGAUAUGCUGCUGACAGAAGAGCUCAGAAAGCUCCACCGUGACCCCCAAACUGCAUCCCGCUACACCACCGGCCAAACCCCCAAGAUCCGGUACUUCAGCCGCAGACUGCCCCUGAAGAGCAAACCUGCCUCUGACGACAUGGACAGGGAGGAUUUUCUCGACAUCAUUGGAGUGGAGACCAUCAGUAACGAGUACCCCGUCGUGCAAAGACCCUUGAAGACUCCCGACAGGCUCCCAACGGCAUCCAACCCUUCCACCAACGCCGGUCCCGUCAGGAUCCCCCCUCCAUCCGGGCGCAGGGAGAACCUCUUUCUGUCCGAGCUCAACAAGAUGCCCCUGAAACGCCAGGCCGACGGAGCCGCUGCCGAUGACGACGAGGACGACGGGGACGUGGAAGACGAGGUGACCACCUACCUUGCGGCUAAAAUCCUCACCGAGUACCCCAACACCAUCGCCAAGCGGGACACCCAGGCGCAGCUGAAGGGACAGUUCCCCUACGAGCUGUACGAGCGCGCCAUGAAGGAUUACAUGGAGGGAGCGGAGGAGGAGAAAAGGCCGGUGGCCAAGAGGGAAACUGAGGUAGCCAUGGAGGAGAACGUAGCCCCGACAGAGAUGCAGGGGAAAGAGGAGGUCACCGCCAAAACCUCUCCUCCCCAAGUGGUCAACGAGGAAGAGGAGAAGGAGCACCGCGAAAAAAACGUGGCAGGGAUGUAAGCUGCAACCCCCUGCAAGAAGAAGCAUCAUUAUGAAUAUAGUAUUUAUAGUUUGGUGGAUGUGAUCUAGUUUACAGAUUUCUAUAGCUGGUAAUAAUGUCACCCUAACAAAGAUUAACUAUAGCAAUCUUAUAAUAGAAUUUUAAAAAUGGAAGUCCCUACUUGCUGCAAGAACAUUCUAGAGAUAUUUUAUUGAUACCACAGGAGAUUAACAUCAUAACCCUGAGUGGAUGUGAGUGCUCAGUAUAUAAUCCCAAAAAGUAAAUUACACUCUGACAAAUUAAAGUUGUGUGACGUCGUUCGUUUUCACUUUAUGGUGUUUGUAAAACAGCCCUAUAUUUUGAAAUAUAACCACGUGGUGUUUGAAAAAAAAGAAAAAUAUUUUUCCUGUGUUCAACUAUCCAACGACAUUUGUGAAUAUCCAUGUAAAUGCUGAACUACGACAGGGCCCUUAUGAAGAAAUGUAAUGGCUCGUAUUAUAUUCAGGGUCGGUGGAUUUAUUGUCAAACACAAAUUAUUAUUAUUAUCUCCAGGGUCUAAAUAUCAGCCUGCCUUCUAACCCUUUCAUACUGCAAAGCUCUGUAUUGUUGGCCUAACAGUGGUUGUGCUCUAUAUUCUCAUUUUUAAACCAUUUUGUACAUGUUCAACAAUGUGUGAUUGAUGACAGAUAAAUAAAGCAUCAGAUGUAUUAUUUUU
Oryzias melastigma (Indian medaka) is the source of this 2663-nucleotide messenger RNA. RefSeq names its product secretogranin II b (gene scg2b). The coding region runs from base 175 to 1968 and encodes 597 amino acids. Gene Ontology annotation, cellular component: secretory granule. Lineage: Eukaryota; Metazoa; Chordata; Actinopteri; Beloniformes; Adrianichthyidae. The record is from RefSeq and is a predicted model, not a curated record. The transcript has 2 exons.